Molecule: messenger RNA, 2151 nt
Organism: Folsomia candida
Lineage: Eukaryota; Metazoa; Arthropoda; Collembola; Entomobryomorpha; Isotomidae
Gene: 26-29-p
Product: digestive cysteine proteinase 1
Exons: 18
Coding region: 225-1913 (562 amino acids)
Biological process (GO): immune response
Cellular component (GO): lysosome
Molecular function (GO): cysteine-type endopeptidase activity
Source: RefSeq, a predicted model, not a curated record
UACCUUAUUAGUCAAGUUCCAGUUCCAGCAGAUGUUGUCCGGUCCGAAGAAGACCCAACUAAAACCAAAUCGUGCAAUCGAUAACCAAUACUCAUAAAGGGGGCAUUAGACAAAGGAAAACAUAUACCGGAGGAUCAGAUUAGCGGUCAAACUUUCCUCUUCAAUCUUGCUCAAAGCCAAAAACAGGUCUGAUAAGUGGGGAAGUUUAUCUGAGUGCUGUCACUAUGGGACAGAUUUGUCUAGCAGUGAUUUUUGCGAUCUUCUUGGGCUCAACAGGGGGAGCCAUGGCUGGAAUUCAUGAUAACUCUGUCGCCUCCAAUGAAUUUCCCUUAAUAAGCUCAACCUACAGCACGGAAGGAACUCUGUUUAUUCCUUACGCGGAAAUUGAAGAGCCGUUUGCAGCAUGGAUGGAUGACAAGGGUAGAAGCAGGAUUGACUUUUAUGGAGGAGUUUCUAAGACUUUCCAACUCUCGAAAUUGAAUGAAAAUGGGGUCAUGCGAAAAGUUGUGCCCGUGACCAAUGAGCAAUAUACGAAUAAGUUGACUUGUUUCGAAGUUAAUGGAACUGCAAAUGCCAAAGUUACAGCCCAAAGUGUACUCCCAGAUACGUCACAAUUUCAGUUCGUGGGGACUGAGAUUGUAAACAGCGUAAAGUGCAAGAAAUACGCCCUCGUGGAGACCAAAGGACAGAAAGUUAACAAGUAUACGUACUGGGUGAAAGUGGAGCCUUCCCCGUUAGAUCCUGACAUAUCGCUUGGUACUCCCGUCAAGUAUGAGAUGCGAGGUUACAACACGUUACUGGGAUCCCAUUACGACCACUACUACUUAAUCUAUGAUUGGUUUUCUCCGGAAUUACCCACUGACGAUGUCUUUCAAGUACCACCCAGUCUGAGCUGCGGUGACUUCCCUGGUCCUGGCGUGUCUCACCAUAAAACGAUCGCAACGUUUAAUCCAAUGAAGGAAUUCAUCCACAAUGAGGAUCGUCAUGUCCAAACCAACUUUGAAGAAUUCAUCAAUACCCACAACAAACAAUACAAGCACGAUCGAGAACAUCAUCAUCGGCUCAAUGUUUUCAGAAAUAAUUUCAGAUUCAUUCACAGCAAAAACAGACAAGGUCUCACUUUCCGUUUGGCAAUUAAUCAUCUUGCGGAUAGAACUGAAGACGAACUUCGGGUUCUCCGAGGCAGGCUUACCACAAAAGGAUCAAAUGGUGCUUUACCUUCUCCAAGCUAUGACAAAAGUGAUGCCAAGGAUCUUCCUCCAAGUUUUGACUGGAGGCUGUACGGAGCUGUUACGCCGGUGAAAGAUCAAAGUGUGUGCGGAUCCUGCUGGUCUUUCGGUACUAUUGGUACUAUUGAGGGAGCAAAUUUCUUGAAAACUGGAACACUCGUGAGAUUGUCGCAACAGGCCCUGGUUGAUUGUUCUUGGGGAUUUGGAAACAAUGGAUGCGAUGGAGGGGAAGAUUUUCGCUCUUAUCAAUGGAUCAUGAAACAUGGGGGCGUACCUUCAGAAGAUUCAUAUGGACCAUACCUAGGGAUUGAUGCAUAUUGUCAUGUUCAAAAUUCCACGAUGGCAGCAAAGAUUACGGGAUACGUGAAUGUGACAUCUGGAGACUCCAAUGCUCUCAAAUUUUCAAUGCUUAAGAAUGGCCCGAUAUCCGUUGGAAUUGACGCCUCGCACAAAACUUUGUCAUUUUAUGCGAAUGGAGUAUAUUACGAUCCUCAAUGCAAGAAUGGAGUGGACGAUCUUGACCAUGCUGUUUUACUCACUGGAUAUGGGACAAUUAAUGGUCAGGACUACUGGCUGAUAAAGAACUCCUGGUCGACCUACUGGGGCAAUGAUGGUUAUGUUUUAAUGAGUCAGAAAGAUAACAACUGCGGUGUUUCUACUGCUGCAACUUACGUCACAAUGUGACGUAAUGUCACGUAGUGUCAUGUGACAUAAACGUCACAAUGUCACAAUGUGAUUUGUUGACAAACUUAUGUUUACAAACUUAAACUUUUUAAACUAAAUACUUUGAAUCCCUCUUUUUUUGAGUUGAACACAUUUUAUUAAUUUCUUCUUACUACAAAAAUAAAUUUUAUAAAAUUAUUACAAUAUUUAUAACACUCGAGAAAUUAUUUGGUAAAAUAAAGCAUUGAUUGCAUACAGA